UGGCGAGACAACAAGGAAAUUGUUCUGCACUCCUGUUAACGUGCUAAAUAACAAAAUCUAGUUACAAUUACUUUUGGAAGUGACCGCUGCCGUGUAAAACAAGUUGACACAGUGAUAUCCGACCCUUCAAUACGCCCGAAUACUUCACUGUUUGUUCAAAAAUUGAGUGAUUGUGGAGGGUUCAGCGAUUAUCUUGAGCGCCAUCUACCAAUGAACAAGCUCCAGUCUGUAGUAUCUCCUUCUGUGUUCCGUCUUUCCUUUUUAACCCAAGUUCUCCGCUUUGACCAGAAACCAGUAGGAAACGUGUGUCAUCAUCAUCGGCAUCUAUUCUUCAUCAAGAGAUCAUCAUCUACUAUGGCCAAGGCAGAAAGUAACAAUCCCUGCAAGAGGAUCCUGAUGGCAUUCGACUUUGAUCACACCAUCAUAGACAAGAACACUGAUCUACAUGUUGUAGAUCUCGCACCAAAAGGAAAGAUUCCACCUGAGGUCAAGGCACUGUAUACCAAAGACAACUGGACCAACUACAUGGGAGAAAUCUUCAAAUAUCUUCACAAAUGUGGAACAACUAAAGACAAGAUCCUACAGUACGUGGGCGAGAUGACAUUCGCACCAGGGAUGACUGAAUUGUUACAAUUCCUUGAAAAAGACAAUCAAGUCUUCGAAAGUAUUGUGGUAUCGGAUUCCAAUUCAGUGUUUAUCGAUAGCAUAUUGACAAAGGCAAAAAUGCUGAAUGUAUUCUCUGAAGUCUUUACCAAUCCUGCAUGGUUUGAGUCUGACGGGCGUCUUUGCCUCGAUUUCUAUCACAGGCAGGACUGGUGUGAUCUCAGCACUGUGAACCUCUGCAAGGGACACAUCCUGUGUGAGUACAUCAAAGAGCAUAAUCAAAAAGGCCAAGUGUUUGAUACUGUAGUGUAUGUCGGUGAUGGCAGAAAUGACCUCUGUCCUGCUCUGAGGUUAUCAGAAAGGGACAUUGUUUUUGUCAGGAAGGACCAUGUGCUUGACAAGCUCCUUAAAGAUGAAAGUGAGAAGUCCAAGAUUAAAGCUCGUGUUGUGACUUAUGAGACUGGUGUAGAAAUCAUAGAUACUUUACAAUAUAUCAUGAAAAAUACACAGACUACAAACACUGUAAAGACGUAAAUCCAAGGUACUCGAUGUUGAUUGCUUAUUGAACUAUACAGAGGGCUAGAAUCAAAUGACCACAUUUGUACAGACAGAUUUCCACUUUCCAGACCUGCCAGAUCUUUGUAACUGGUGAAAUUGAGUGCUGUAAGGAGUGCUUUACACUCUAAACGAUCUUGCAGGUCUGUUGUUGCUGGAAAUUGAUUCCCCACAUAUGAUCGUACGAUUGGGUGCCGUCGAUAGUUCACAGGGUUUACAUA
Molecule: messenger RNA, 1379 nt
Organism: Lineus longissimus
Lineage: Eukaryota; Metazoa; Nemertea; Pilidiophora; Heteronemertea; Lineidae
Product: pyridoxal phosphate phosphatase PHOSPHO2-like
Exons: 3
Coding region: 211-1137 (308 amino acids)
Molecular function (GO): phosphatase activity
Source: RefSeq, a predicted model, not a curated record